This is a messenger RNA of Scylla paramamosain (green mud crab), 3480 nucleotides long. Its product is annotated as prostaglandin G/H synthase 2-like. The record is from RefSeq and is a predicted model, not a curated record. Gene Ontology annotation, molecular function: peroxidase activity; oxidoreductase activity, acting on single donors with incorporation of molecular oxygen, incorporation of two atoms of oxygen; prostaglandin-endoperoxide synthase activity. The transcript is spliced from 12 exons. Gene Ontology annotation, cellular component: neuron projection; cytoplasm. Lineage: Eukaryota; Metazoa; Arthropoda; Malacostraca; Decapoda; Portunidae. Gene Ontology annotation, biological process: response to oxidative stress; cyclooxygenase pathway. Bases 171 to 2003 code for a protein of 610 amino acids.
CGCAAGAGAGGCAGAUUAACUCCAUCUAGGCAAGAGGGAACAGCAACGCCGCUGCUCUCACUGGUGUUACCCUUAGUUAACUCGCUUGUGCCCCUGUGAGGUUAUCGAGUGCCCUGUGUACCUGCGCGGUGUUAAGUGCGUGAAGCUCUCUCUAUCCAGUACCCAAGGCAAUGGAUAAGGAAGGACGAGAGGAGAAGGGGGGAAGGCGGGUGAUGGUUGGCGUGGCAGGCGUGGUGCUGGCCGCCUCCUUCCUCUUCAUGCGAGGCCCCGUCCAGGAAACAUCAGCGCCCUCCACUCCGCCCACAUACGAUUACGACCCAUGCUGCUCCUUUCCGUGCCAGAACCAGGGCGUGUGUACAACCUUGCAGAACAACAGCUACACGUGCGACUGCACGGGCACGGGCCACUACGGAACCAACUGUCAAAUACCCACGUGGGGGUCAUGGAUCGCCAAGCAGCUCAAGCCAGACCCAGAGACAGUGCACAACCUCAUCACCGCCAACUGGCCGCUGUGGGCUGUCAUCAACCGCAUCCCCUUCCUCCACUCCAAAAUUAUGACCUACGUGUACCUGUCACGCGGGGACCUGGUUGACUCACCACCUACAUUCGAAAGCGACCACCACUACAUCACCCUUGACGCUUACUAUAACGAAUCCUACUACGGCCGUGCCCUGCCCCCCGUGCCUGCCCACUGCCCGACCCCCAUGGGAGUGGCUGGCCCCAAGGAGUUCCCUGACGUGGACGAGCUGAUCAAGAAGGUGUUCCUGAGACGAGAGUUCAUUCCAGACCCCCAUGACACCAAUGUGCUGUUCCAAUAUUACGCUCAGCACUUCACCCACCAAUUCUUCAGGACGGAUUACACAAAGGGACCCCAUCUCACUAAGGGCAACGGAGGGGUGGACGUGUCAAACAUCUACGGCCUCAAUGAGCAGGACCGGCGUGCCCUCAGGUCAUGGGAGAAUGGGAAACUCCGCACUCAGGUGAUCAACGGCGAGGAGUUCCCACCAUACCUGAAGGACGUGCCAGCCAUCAGCAUGGACUACCCGCCCCACAUCCCCAUCCCUGAGACUGGCAAGUUUGCCCUUGGCCACCCGUUCUUCGCCCUCCUGCCUGGACUGUUUGCGUACUCCACCAUCUGGAUGAGGGAGCACAACCGUGUGUGUGACGAGCUGCUCAAGAUUCACCCUCACUGGGAUGAUGAGCGCCUCUACCAGACUGCCCGCCUUAUCGUCAUCGGCGAGGUCAUCAAGAUCACCAUUGAGGACUAUGUGCAGCAUCUGAGUCAGUACCGCCUUCGCCUGACCUUUGAGCCACACCUGACCCAUGGCACCCACUUCCAGUACCACAACCGCAUCCACGCAGAGUUCAACCACCUCUACCACUGGCACCCGCUCAUUCCCGAUGGCCUGGAGGUGAGCAACACCAGCUACGCCCUGAUGGACAUGGCCUUCUCCACUGCGCCCAUCUUCAAGCACGGCCUGGAUAACUUCAUCCACGCCAUGGUCAACAGCCGCUCCGGAGCUCUGACAUCAAGGAACCACGCACACGCUCUCUACCCAGUGCUGAAGAAGGUGAUUGAAAACGGCCGCCAGCUGAGGUUCCAGGGACUCAAUGCAUACCGCAGGAGGUUCGGCAUGCAGCCCUUCACCUCCUUCCUCGAUCUGGCCGGUGACCCUGAAUUGGCGGCUGACCUGGAGCACUUCUACGGGGACAUAGAGGCUGUGGAGUACUAUGUCGGUCUUGUCACAGAACGCCCCGGCCCCUCGGUCACCCCGCUGUCCAUGGUCAAUAUGGGAGGCCCCUGGAGUGUGAAGGGGCUCAUGGCUAACCCCAUCUGCAGCCCUAAGUACUGGAAGCCCUCCACUUUUGGCGGCGAGGAAGGCUUUCAGAUCAUCAAGACAGCCACUCUGGAGAGACUUUUCUGCCUCAACAUGAAAACUGGCUGUCAGAAUAUUGCGUUCACAGUCCCCCUGGUACGCCUUGAGCUUCUGGGGUUGUGUUAGGGUACAUUCAUGUUAUGGCUGUGUCUUGACGUCUUCCCAGCCCAUCCUGAUGUGCCCUGAGUUCCUGAAAGUGGGUUAGGGUGUUGGGGUGUGUGGCUGUCGGCUGUGAGGUGAAUUGAAGCUUCUUGCAGUUAAAACAUUCCAAAGUUUGGGCGCCCAAGUGUGUGUGUGUGUGUGUGUGUGUGUGUGUGUGUGUGUGUGUGUGUGUGUGUGUGUGUGUGUGUGAGAGAGAGAGAGAGAGAGAGAGAGGUAUUUCAGGGGCAUUUCUGUAAUUGUUCCUGUCUGUACUGGCAGGAAUGGGUUAAUUAGGAAGUGAGUGAGUGUUGGUGAGUUCCAUUAAAAUUUUUUAUGUGGGUGUGUGUAUGUAUGUCUGUAUUUAUAGAUGUGUGUGUGUGUUUCUGUCCGAGGCUAGUCAAGCUUGAGUAUUUAUUUCUGUGGAUGGAGUGUGCUUGCCUUUUCUUAUUGAUUUUUUAUUGAUAGGCAAGAUGGAAUUGUUACUUAUUUUAUUAUUUAUGUAUCUAUUUAUUUGUUAUUUACUUACUUUGAUAAAAGGGGAAUAUGAUGAAUUUAUAACACUAUUCUUUACUUAUUAAGAUAGGAAAGAAAGUGCUACAUUUGAAACAUCUUUCUUACAAGUUGAUAGCAUUGUAAACUCCACCUUUGUAUAGGGAAGAUUCAACUGACACUUGCUUCUUAGUCAUUUAUGAUGUAGAUAGACAAUUUGUUAUGGCAGAAGAGGGAAGCAUCACUCUACACAGCUUAAUGAACAGUUAGUGCUGCACUGCUGAAUGAGGAACCGGAACUCCUCCUUGUGAGCAUCCGGGAGGUGGAAGACACACAUGGACACCGGUGAGAGUGCGCCACAGAGUAUUAUUAUAAAGAGUGUCUGUGGCUGUGAGGUUCCUGUUGUUUAACACCAGAAUGCCCCAUCCUGGCUGUGCUGUACAGGCUGCAGGGGAGGAUACAGGGAUCUUCAAGUGCUUCCAUGGCUGCACUGGUAGUCUGACAGGGAUUUCUGGAGUCACAGGGGACAGAAGUGGCUGGAGAUCACCACCUCCCAUCUCUGUGGUCUCUGGAAACAGCCGUGGUGGGAUCCCAAGUGGUUAAUCCUUUCACUGUCAACAUUGAGGUCUCUGUAAUGGUUUACUUGCAUUGACAGCAAGAAAAGAUCAAUUAUAUGGUUACUUUCAUCUCUGCUUAGAUACAGAACUGUUUGAAGUGACUGUAGUACAAAAAAUUGUCAUUCGAAAUUUGUUUGUGGUAAUGGGAAAGAUUGAGUGGCUGGCACUGAAAGGGUUAAGGAUAUGAGGCUGGGAAUGAGACAUUGUUUUGACAGCAUUUUCCACUCUGCUCUUCCUCUCAGUUACCAAGAAAGAUGAAAGUGUGUGUGUGUGUGGGUGAUACUCUGAUAUUUUUUGUACAUAGGCUGUAUAUAGUUAUUGUUAUUUCAUAGAUAAAAUAAAAGAUGCAAAGAAUA